Prionailurus viverrinus (fishing cat) is the source of this 3142-nucleotide messenger RNA. RefSeq names its product histamine receptor H2 (gene HRH2). The record is from RefSeq and is a predicted model, not a curated record. The transcript is spliced from 3 exons. Bases 626 to 1894 code for a protein of 422 amino acids. Gene Ontology annotation, molecular function: histamine receptor activity; neurotransmitter receptor activity; G protein-coupled serotonin receptor activity. Gene Ontology annotation, cellular component: dendrite; membrane. Lineage: Eukaryota; Metazoa; Chordata; Mammalia; Carnivora; Felidae. Gene Ontology annotation, biological process: chemical synaptic transmission; G protein-coupled receptor signaling pathway, coupled to cyclic nucleotide second messenger; gastric acid secretion.
GCGGAGCGGCGGGGCGCAGGCCGGGCGCCCGCUCCAUCCCUGCCCCGAGCGGAGCCGGCGCGGGCGCAGGACCGCGGCGAGCCCGGAGCCGAAGCCGGAGCCCCACGGCGCAGCAGCUCAAGCUCCUGUUCUCCAAUGGUCCUAAGAGGCAGACGCAGCAGUCCUUGACCCCCGUCGCAUGGGUGGGAGCAUCCAUCAGCUAUGGAGAACGAUGUGGCCACAUCUCCACGUGAUCUCUCCUGCAUAAAACCAAAGCCACCUCCAGACACAUGCUCUGGUGCCUCAGUCUCUAUGCAAGACCUGGAGAGUGGAGACCUGCUUCAGUCCUUGGAGGAAGCUGGCUCUGCAGGGGGUAAUUCGAGGACUGGAAUUUGAACCAAGAACCUUCUCUCUUCCUUCGCUCUUCUUCAUUCAUGUUCAUGCCCAAUACCUCCUCGGAGACGGCUCUAUUUAUUUCUAGAAAAGCAGUACUGCGGCAGUCAUCGUAGCCUCCCCAUGUCUGGACAUUUUCUUUUGGCUCUCCCGGAAGCCUAGAGCCCAGUGAUUGACAUAACUGGCACCCGGGGGAGCUGAACGAGCAGCGGCCAGGGGCCGUGGGCAGAGGAAGGAGCCGUGAGGUUCCAGGAUGGUACCUAACGGCACAGCCUCUUCCUUUUGUCUGGACUCUCCCCCAUGCAGGAUCACUGUCAGCGUGGUCCUCGCUGUCCUCAUCCUCAUCACCGUCGCCGGCAAUGUGGUGGUCUGCCUGGCUGUGGGCCUGAACCGCCGGCUCCGCAGUCUGACCAACUGCUACAUUGUGUCUUUGGCCAUCACUGAUCUGCUCCUUGGCCUCCUGGUGCUGCCCUUCUCAGCCUUCUACCAGCUAUCCUGCAGGUGGAGCUUCGGCAAGGUCUUCUGCAAUAUCUAUACCAGCCUGGAUGUGAUGCUCUGCACGGCCUCCAUCCUUAACCUCUUCAUGAUCAGCCUCGACCGGUACUGCGCUGUCACGGACCCCCUGCGCUACCCUGUGCUGGUCACCCCAGUCCGAGUGGCUGUGUCUCUUGUCUUAAUUUGGGUCAUUUCCAUCACCCUGUCCUUUCUGUCUAUCCAUCUGGGGUGGAACAGCAGGAAUGAGACCAGCAAUUUCAACCACACCAUCCCCAAGUGCAAAGUCCAGGUCAACUUGGUGUAUGGCUUGGUGGAUGGGCUGGUCACCUUCUACUUGCCUCUGCUGGUCAUGUGCAUCACCUACUACCGCAUUUUCAAGAUUGCCCGGGAUCAGGCCAAGAGGAUCCACCAUAUCGGCUCCUGGAAGGCAGCUACCAUCGGGGAGCACAAAGCCACAGUGACACUGGCCGCCGUGAUGGGAGCCUUCAUUAUCUGCUGGUUCCCCUAUUUCACUGUGUUUGUUUACCGUGGGCUGAGAGGGGAUGAUGCCAUCAACGAGGCCUUUGAGGCCGUCGUUUUGUGGCUGGGCUAUGCCAACUCGGCCCUGAACCCUAUCCUGUACGCCACACUAAACAGAGACUUCCGCACGGCAUACCAGCAACUCUUCCGCUGCGGACCUGCCAGCCACAAUGCCCACGACACUACUCUGAGGUCUGGCAGCUCUCAGCUGGCCAGGAAUCAAAGCCGAGAACCCACGCGGCAGGAAGACAAGCCCCUGAAGCUCCAGGUGUGGAGUGGGACAGAGGUCACAGCCCCUCAAGGAGCCACAGACAGGAAGCCAGCGCUAUCCUGCACUGUGUGCUCCAGCAACCUUCUAAGCUGCUGCAAGAGUCUGUGGGGGCUUAGGUUCCUCCAGAGACACGUGAGAGGCCCCUCAGAGGAGCAGCCAGGCGAGCCACUGUCCGAGGAGCCACUGAGGACACCACCCCAGGAAGCGGUGAGGACUCUGCCCUCCGAGGCUGUCUAGACCCAGCCCAGGACACAGAAGAUACUGCUUCUGGUCACCAAGAUUUGACUCCUGGAGCCAUUAAGGACCCAGAAGCCCCCAGAGUCACCGAAGAUGCGCCCUAGCCCGAGUCUAGGGAGUCCCAGAGCACGCAGCGGGGUGCCGGGGUCCUUGGGUCUAGUGUGGUGCGUGCGGCCUGUCCUGUGCCGGGCAUUCUCAGCAGAUGCUCAGAACUCUCCUGGGUCUGGGUCCGCUGAAUCCCAUGGGUUCAGAGCUCACGUUGGUGCUGGCCCUGAGUCACGAGCAGAGAUGGCUGGACGUUGGAGGUGCGUGCACAGGUGUGUGCAUGGAUUUGUACGUGCAGGGACGCGCAGGCCCUCUGAGCACAGCAGACGGUGUUGCCAUAAAGAGUCAGUCUCUCGCUCCCUCAUGGGUUCUGUAGGAUGAAGGAGAGGAAAGGAGAGAGAAGGGAAGAGAAGAGAAAGGAAAGGAAGGAAAUUAGCCUUUGAUGAGCACCUUCUGUGUGCCGGGUACUUCAUCUACAUGAGUUCACAUAAUCCUUAUAACAUGUGUUAAGAAUCACCAACCUACUUGACAGAGGUAGAAACUGAGGCUCAGAGAAGACCGGGGCCUGCCUCAGGGUACUCAGCUAGUAUGUGUUCCCGGCUCAUAGGAGGCACUCGAAAAAUAGCUGUGCAGGGAAUUAGCAAGUGGGAGCAUGGGUAAAAAGCCCGGCUUCAAGCCCAGGCUCUUGCCAUGACCUUGCACUGCUUCUCAGGAGAGAGAUCAAGGUAUUUAUUUCCUUGACUCAGCCUACCUGCCUCUUAGCGAGGCUCAGAGCCGGAGCCUAGGGGAUCCCUUCAUGCUGCAGUACUAACCCUCUCUGGUGCUUUUCAUCAAGAAGUGGUGUGGAGCGGAGCGAGCAUUCGAACAUUCGGGGCAGGUCCGGGGUGGGCGGUGGUGGUUAGUGCGCCAGAGUCCUAGAGGGAGAGGUGGCCUUGCCGGGUGGGGGGAGUUGGCCCCACAGCGCCCUCUGCUGGAUAUGUAACCUUGGGUGCGUCAGUAGCGAUCUUUCUGGCCAUCUCUUGACUCCUCUGUCCAAGGGGGUAAGAUGGCCUAUUUACAGGGUUGUUGAUGAGACCCAAGGCAGUGAGGGUGAUGACAGCCUGGAGAAAUGAGGGUGUGCGUGGACCCUCACUGCUAACCACUGCCCCUCCCUGAGCCCACUCCUUCCUUGGUUCCAAGACCCCCUCGUGGCGUCCCCCUCCC